UGAUUUUGGUAAAAAUAACGGCGGUCUCUAUCUCUCUCUCUCUUCACUUUAACCUAAAACAAGUCUAGUCUAGUUCAAUCAAUGUGGUUCAUACAGAGAAGCUUCGUUUUCUUUGUCUGAUUUGGAACCAAAGCUCAGAUCAUUGUAGACGAUAUAUAUAUAUAUCCAAGAGACUCGUUUGUUGAAGAUGAUGAUGAUGCUCCUCAAGCCCUCCUUAUCUUCUCAAGUUUCCAAUCUCCGUGUCUCUGUAUCGUUUCUUCACAGCGUGGGCGUGGCACUAUCUUCAGAUAGAGAGAAGCUCACCGUAGUAGAAAAAGACGAUGACGACGCCGAAACUGUUUACCAGAUGAUCAAUGGAUCAAAUCUGCAAGGAGAUUUGAAGGAAUCGUUGAGCUCGAGUGGAAUCCACUUGUCCAAGGACUUAAUCGAUAAGGUUUUGAAAAGGGUAAGGUUUAGCCAUGGGAACCCUCUGCGAACCCUAGAGUUUUACAGGUACGCUGAUGCUAAAAGAGGGUUUUGUAAUUCAUCGUUUUCUCUAGACACAAUGCUCUAUAUCCUCGGUAGAAGUCGACAGUUCGAUCAAAUUUGGGAGAUUUUGACUGAGACUAAGCGAAAGGAUCGAUCUUUGAUGUCGCCGAGGACUAUGCAAGUGGUUUUAGGUAGAGUUGCUAAGUUGUGUUCCGUUAGACAAACUGUUGAGUCUUUCUGGAAGUUUAAGAGAUUGGUUCCUGAUUUCUUCGACACGGCUUGUUUCAAUGCUCUCUUGAGAACUCUUUGCCAAGAGAAGACUAUGACUGAUGCUAGGAAUGUGUAUCAUAGCUUGAAGAAUCAGUUUCAGCCUGAUUUGCAUACGUUUAACAUACUUUUAUCUGGUUGGAAGUCAUCGGACGAAGCUGAGGCUUUCUUUGAGGAAAUGAAGGGAAAAGGGCUAAAGCCUGAUGUGGUUACGUAUAACUCUUUGAUUGAUGUGUAUUGCAAGGAUAGAGAGAUGGAGAAAGCUUAUAAGGUGAUGGAUAAGAUGCGGGAGGAGGAUGAGACUCCUGAUGUUAUUACUUACACAACUAUCAUAGGUGGUCUUGGGUUAAUCGGUCAGCCUGAUAAAGCUAGAGAGGUUUUAAAUGAAAUGAAGGAGUAUGGAUGUUAUCCUGAUGUUGCGGCUUAUAAUGCUGCUAUUAGGAACUUUUGCAUAGCGAGGAGGCUUGGGGAUGCAGAUAAGUUGGUGGAUGAGAUGGUGAAGAAGGGUUUGUCUCCGAACGCAACUACUUAUAAUCUGUUUUUUCGUGUUUUGUCGUUGGCAAAUGAUUUGGGACGGUCUUGGGAGCUCUAUGAGAGAAUGUUGGGAAAUGGUUGUUUGCCGAAUACACAAUCUUGUAUGUUCUUGAUUAAGAUGUUUAAGAGACACGAGAAAGUGGAUAUGGCGAUGCGGUUGUGGGAAGAUAUGGUGGUAAAAGGCUUUGGUUCAUAUACUUUGGUUUCGGAUGUGCUUUUGGAUUUGCUUUGUGAUUUGGCUAAAGUCGAAGAAGCUGAGAAGUGUUUGCUUGAGAUGGUUGAGAAAGGUCAUAGACCGAGUAAUGUUUCCUUUAAAAGGAUCAAGUUGUUGAUGGAGCUUGCGAAUAAGCACGACAAGGUUAAUAACUUGAAACAAAAGAUGGCUAUAUUCGGUACAGCGAUUCCGCAAUAACAUAUCUUACAUUCUUCCCGCAUUUUUCAAGAGCCAGUCGAGUCCUUCAUGUAAACCGUCACCAGAGAGUGCACUUGAGCUCUGAGUAUGCCUGACAAAACACACAGAUCAUUAGAAGAAAUCAAUCCUCUUCGAAGAAUUAGAGUCUUGAAAGGUUUUCGUAUCUUCUUACCAGUUUCUCUGCCAGAUUUUCUUACGAAGAGAAGCGAGAUCAAGCUUGUUUGUGAUCUCAGAAGCAGACAUAGCACCAGGAACGUCAUGCUUGUUUCCAUAUACAAGAAUAGCCACACUGUCCGGCACACUACCUUGUAUCUGUUAUUUAUGACAUUCAAGUAUCAGAUUAUGUGACUUGGUCAAUGUUUACAAGACAGGUUUGUUGUAUGUUACUUACCUCAUCAAUCACCAUGUUAAGAAAAUAUUUUGCCUCUUCGAUUCGAUCUCUGUCUGUGCUAUCGACUACAAGCACAAGCCCUGCUGCUUCGUGGAAGUAAUGUUUCCAUAAUGGAAUCAUCUGAAGUGUUGUUUUCAGUUAACCCAUUAAUCAGGGAGAGGCCUUAAGAGAGAGUUUCAAAGUCAAAUGGUUGAAAGCUUAAGAGUUAAGAGUUGUGUAGUCCGUCUGAUUCAAGAUCCCAAGAAUCAAUCAUAAAAAGUCAACCAGUUGACUUUGAAUAUCAUUAGUUGUCCGAUUCAUAUUGUUUAUGCAACAAUUAGUAGUGUAUAUUUGUAGAUUUGGGACGGUCUUGGGAGCUCUAUGAGAGAAUGUUGGGAAAUGGGUGUUUGCCGAAUACACAAUCUUGUAUGUUCUUGAUUAAGAUGUUUAAGAGACACGAGGAAGUUGAUAUGGCGA
Messenger RNA from Camelina sativa (false flax), 2528 nucleotides. Lineage: Eukaryota; Viridiplantae; Streptophyta; Magnoliopsida; Brassicales; Brassicaceae. The record is from RefSeq and is a predicted model, not a curated record.